AUGGGUCAGGGUGUCCAUGGGUCAGGGUGUCCAUGGGUCAAGGUGUCCAUGGGUCAAGGUGUCAUGGGUCAAGGUGUCCAAGGGUCAGGGUGUCUAUGGGUCAAGGUGUUCAUGAGUCAAGGUGUCCAUGGGUCAGGGUGUCCAUGGGUCAAGGUGUCUAUGGGUCAAGGUGUCCAUGGGUCAAGGUGUCAUGGGUCAGGGUGUCUAUGGGUCAAGGUGUUCAUGGGUCAAGGUGUCCAUGGGUCAGGGUGUCCAUGGGUCAAGGUGUCCAUGGGUCAGGGUGUCUAUGGGUCAAGGUGUCAUGGGUCAAGGUGUCCAUGGGUCAGGGUGUCUAUGGGUCAAGGUGUUCAUGGGUCAAGGUGUCCAUGGGUCAGGGUGUCCAUGGGUCAAGGUGUCCAUGGGUCAGGGUGUUCAUGGGUCAAGGUGUCCAUGGGUCAAGGUGUCCAUGGGUCAAGGUGUCCAUGGGUCAAGGUGUCCAUGGGUCAAGGUGUCCAUGGGUCAAGGUGUCCAUGGGUCAGGGUGUCUAUGGGUCAAGGUGUCAUGGGUCAAGGUGUCCAUGGGACAGGGUGUCUAUGGGUCAAGGUGUUCAUGGGUCAAGGUGUCCAUGGGUCAGGGUGUUCAUGGGUCAAGGUGUCCAUGGGUCAGGGUGUCCAUGGGUCAGGGUGUCAUGGGUCAAGGUGUCCAUGGGUCAGGGUGUCCAUGGGUCAAGGUGUUCAUGGGUCAAGGUGUUCAUGGGUCAAGGUGUCCAUGGGUCAGGGUGUCCAUGGGUCAGGGUGUCAUGGGUCAAGGUGUCCAUGGGUCAAGGUGUUCAUGGGUCAAGGUGUCCAUGGGUCAGGGUGUCCAUGGGUCAGGGUGUCAUGGGUCAAGGUGUCAAUGGGUCAGGGUGUCCAUGGGUCAGGGUGUCAUGGGUCAAUGUGUCCAUGGGUCAGGGUGUCCAUGGGUCAGGGUGUCAUGGGUCAAGGUGUCCAUGGGACAGGGUGUCCAUGGGUCAGGGUGUCCAUGGGUCAGGGUGUCAUGGGUCAAGGUGUCCAUGGGUCAAGGUGUCCACGGGUCAGGGUGUCAUGGGUCAAGGUGUCCAUGGUCAAGGUGUCCAUGGGUCAGGGUGUCUAUGGGUCAAGGUGUCAUGGGUCAAGGUGUCCAUGGGUCAGGGUGUCAUGGGUCAAGGUGUCCAUGGUCAAGGUGUCCAUGGGUCAGGGUGUCUAUGGGUCAAGGUGUCAUGGGUCAAGGUGUCCAUGGGUCAGGGUGUCUAUGGGUCAAGGUGUCCAUGGUCAAGGUGUCCAUGGGUCAGGGUGUCUAUGGGUCAAGGUGUCAUGGGUCAAGGUGUCCAUGGAUCAGGGUGUCAUGGGUCAAGGUGUCAUGGGUCAAGGUGUCCAUGGGUCAAGGUGUCCAUGGGUCAGGGUGUCUAUGGGUCAAGGUGUCCAUUGGUCAGGGUGUCCAUGGGUCAAGGUGUCCAUGGGUCAAGGUGUCCAUGGGUCAAGGUGUCCAUGGGUCAAGGUGUCCAUGGGUCAAGGUGUCCAUGGGUCAAGGUGUCCAUGGGUUAGGGUGUCCAUGGGUCAGGGUGUCCAUGGGUCAGGGUGUCCAUGGGACAAGGUGCACAUGGGUCAGGGUGUCUAUGGGUCAAGGUGUCCAUGGGUCAAGGUGUCCAUGGGUCAGGGUGUUCAUGGGUCAAGGUGUCCAUGGGUCAGGGUGUCCAUGGGUCAAGGUGUCCAUGGGUCAAGGUGUCCAUGGGUCAGGGUGUCCAUGGGUCAAGGUGUCCAUGGGUCAAGGUGUCCAUGGGUCAAGGUGUCCAUGGGUUAG
Messenger RNA from Procambarus clarkii (red swamp crayfish), 1797 nucleotides. NCBI's taxonomy places the organism in Eukaryota, Metazoa, Arthropoda, Malacostraca, Decapoda, Cambaridae. The record is from RefSeq and is a predicted model, not a curated record.